CGUCUCGGGUGGCACCGACGCAUUGACAUAAAACGACAGUUUAGGGUUCGUCUAGCUCCAUUUAGCGCUGUGGUUGUUGCAGAAGUUAGCGCCGGAUGUCUGGCUCUCCCGCUUCUCUGGUCAAUGUAGCUCGUUUUGUCCACAGCUAUUCGACAGCGCUAGUUAUCCGAGGCUGUUGUUAAUUGGGUUUGGUUUGGCUGAGUAUGGAUUCCGGCCGGAGGAGAGACGCCGGGAGUUGGGACUGGGACAGCGCACGGUGCCGCGCUCAGCUGGACGAGGUCUUCUUUCGCCAGCAUGACUACGUACAAGCGGGCAGUUCCGAGCACAAGGAGUUCUGGGCCUUCUUUGAACGUUUCCAGCGGUUCAAGACCAAAAAAGAGAUGUCGGGAGCCGGGAGCGGCCGAAGCGACGAUGGUAAAGAAAGGAAAGAGACGGACCCUGCAGGUGUAGAUCUCGGCCUCCCCAAAGAGUACGACGCCCGGUAUCGGAUCAAUAUAUCUGUGUGCACCAGGGACAUAGAGGAGCGUCUCGGGAGGUCCGAACACAGACAGAGCUCAUCCGGGCCGGGGAGUCGGGAGAUCGCGGAUUGUCGGUUGGCUUUCUUGCACUUCCUAGACUUCUGCCAGAAGCAAAGUUUCGGCAAACUCGCCAAGCUGCGCCGGGAGCAGAAGAAUCUACCCAUCUACCAGUACCGGGACCGGAUCGUGGAGCUUGUGCGGCGGCACCCAGUCGUGGUAGUGGCGGGAGACACGGGGUGCGGGAAGUCCACCCAGGUGCCGCAGUACCUUCUCUCCUCCGGCUUCAGCCACAUCGCCUGCACGCAGCCCCGACGCAUCGCCUGCAUAUCCCUGGCCAAAAGGGUGAGCUUCGAGAGCCUCAACCAGUAUGGCUCAAAGGUGGGCUACCAGAUCCGCUUCGAAACAACCCGCACACCUGCCACCAAACUGCUCUUUCUGACAGAGGGUCUACUACUAAGGCAAAUCCAGCAGGAUGGAGCCCUUGCUCAGUACCAGGCUCUCAUUGUGGAUGAGGUGCACGAGCGGCACCUGCACUGUGACUUCCUGCUUGGCGUUUUGCGUUCUCUGCUGGCCAGCCGUCCAGACUUACGCCUGAUUCUCAUGUCUGCCACCAUCAACAUCAAACUCUUCUCUAGCUAUUUUAGCCAAGCACCUGUCCUGCAAGUGCCAGGCAGGCUCUUUCCCAUACAGGUGAUCUAUCAGCCCAUUCCUCCUGAGGAGCAGUCCUCGCGUUCAGAGAAGCUGGACCCGAGACCUUAUCUGCGGAUCCUGCAGGGCAUCGACCAGCGCUACCCACCUGAAGAGCGGGGCGAUCUGCUGCUCUUCCUCAGCGGCGUGGCAGAGAUAUCCACCAUCCAGGAAGCUUGCCAGAUAUACGCCACCCACACCCGUCGCUGGAUAGUCCUACCGCUGCACAGCACCCUCUCGCUGGCCCAGCAGGAUAAGGUGUUUGACAUUGCUCCCCCAGGGGUGAGAAAGUGCAUCAUCUCCACAAACAUUGCAGAGACCUCAGUCACCAUCGACGGCGCACGCUUCGUCGUUGAUUCUGGAAAGGUGAAAGAGAUGAGUUUUGAUCCCAAGGCCAAGAUGCAGCGUCUGCAGGAGUUCUGGAUAAGCCGAGCCAGCUCGGAGCAGAGGAAGGGCCGAGCCGGGCGGACGGGUCCGGGAGUGUGUUACCGUCUCUAUGCCGAGUCCGACUACGACGCCUUUGCACCUUACCCUGUCCCUGAAAUCCACAGAGUGGCUCUGGACUCCCUCAUACUCCAGAUGAAGAGUAUGUGCCUUGGAGAUCCACUUUCUUUUGUCUUCAUCGAUCCACCUCCGACUGCCAGUAUCCAGACAGCAGUGACCUAUCUGAAGGAGCAGGGGGCGCUGGACAGCCGUGGUGAGCUCACCUCCAUCGGGAGCUUACUGGCACAGCUGCCUGUGGAUGUGGUCAUAGGGAAGAUGCUGGUGCUGGGCUGUUUGUUCGACCUGGUGGAGCCGGUGCUGACGGUGGCGGCAGCCCUCAGCGUCCAGUCGCCCUUCCUGCGCAGCGCACAGCACAACCCGGACUGCGUCACUGCCCGCCAGCCCCUGCAAAGCAGCCAGGGAGACCCCUUCACGCUCCUCAACACCUUCAACGCCUGGGUGGAGGUGAAGGGUGAGCGAGGUGGAGGUUCAAGAAAAUGGUGUAGGAGGAGAGGCCUGGAGGAGCAGCGGCUCUACGAGAUGGUCAACCUGCGCAGGCAGUUCAAGGACCUGCUGAAGAGCCACGGCCUGCUGGACUCAGAGCACGGCACUCCCUCUGGUGGCAACCGGGGGCAGCGCAGGGAGAGGCUGACGGAGAGGAGGAGGCUACAUCAGCUGAAGAGAGACCACGAGCUGCAGGAGGGCAGCAGGCGUAAGGUGCUGAAGAUGGAGGAGGGCCAGGAGGGGGAGGGCUCCUCGGGGUCCGACGCGGAGGAUGCAGGCCGAGGCAGGAAGGAGAAGGACGGCGUGAAACAGAACAUGGAUAUACAGGAAGUAAAGUUCAAAUUGCGCCACAACGUGUCAGAGCUGCAGGAGGCGGCCAACGUCAGCCAGGACCUGUCCUCGCGCCAACAGGCUCUGCUGAAGCUGCUGCUCUUCCGGGGCCUCUUCCCACAGCUGGCCGUGCCCGACGAACACAACACCACGCGCAAAGACUCGGACCAGGUUUUCCAUACCAGGAAUAAGCAGGGGGUUGUGAUCCACCCCACCAGCGUGUUUGCCACUGACCCAGAGAUCCUCCACAUCCCUGAGGAGGACAGCAGAGAGACGGGGCCGGAUAGGAGAGAUAGCAGCAGACACCAGCUGUUAGCCUUUGUCACUCUGUUGGAGACCAACAAGCCGUAUUUGUCCAACUGUGUGCGGGCCCCUGCACUGCAGGCUCUGCUGCUGGUGGCUAACUCCAUAGACACGAACGCUGACUGCAUGCGUCUGGUUGUGGACGGCUGGCUAGAGUUGGAGCUGAGGGAUGCGGAGGCGGCCCUGAAGCUCCUGUCCACCGCCGUCACCCUCAGAGCCGAGUGGGAGCGCCUCCUGCUGGCCCAGCUGGGGCAGGGCGCGGCCGGGGGCUUGGCGGGACCAGGGGUGUCCCGCAGAGACAUGGAGAAGCUGAGCGACAGCCUGGUCCGCUUCCUGCUCUACACUGAGGUCAGCUACAGCCUUCGCCGGCUGACCGCUUUCCAGACCCAGAACCUGUAUGUUGGCCCUCAGGCCGAGCUGGAGCCAUCGCAGACCCAAGCUCCUAACCUCAACCCCCUGUUUCCAGGAGUGGAGGCCAAGCCCGACCCCAUUAAAGGAGGCCUCCGCGUCACCAGCUUCUUCACCUACAACUGUCUGGCUGACUCUCAGAAUCUGUACAGCGAGUGUAUGCGCACUUUCUGGAGCUGCCCGAACUGUGACCUGUACAUGCCCCUGACUCCACUGGAGCGCAUGCAGCACGAGGCCUCCUGCAGGCCAGCAGCAGAACAGCAACAGCCGGAAGGAGAGUCAGAGAGUAAGAAGCCGAGCACCUCGUCCAUGUCCGGUCUGGGCAGAGUUUAUCACUGUGACGUGUGUAAUGAAGACUUGACCCUCACCUCCACAGAGAUCCUCAAACACAAGAGACAACACAUGUACUCUGCCAGGUGACCUUUGACACGCCACGAAAGAACCGCUGUGCAUCUUAUCUUGUGUCAAGACUCUUUGCUGUAAAUCGAAUCUAACAUUUUUUCAGGAA
Messenger RNA from Lampris incognitus (smalleye Pacific opah), 3741 nucleotides. RefSeq names its product DEAH (Asp-Glu-Ala-His) box polypeptide 34 (gene dhx34). NCBI's taxonomy places the organism in Eukaryota, Metazoa, Chordata, Actinopteri, Lampriformes, Lampridae. Gene Ontology annotation, cellular component: intracellular anatomical structure. Gene Ontology annotation, molecular function: RNA binding. The record is from RefSeq and is a predicted model, not a curated record. The transcript is spliced from 16 exons. The coding region runs from base 204 to 3653 and encodes 1149 amino acids. Gene Ontology annotation, biological process: nuclear-transcribed mRNA catabolic process, nonsense-mediated decay.